Corticium candelabrum is the source of this 669-nucleotide messenger RNA. RefSeq names its product histone H2B, gonadal. Gene Ontology annotation, cellular component: nucleosome. Gene Ontology annotation, molecular function: DNA binding; structural constituent of chromatin; protein heterodimerization activity. Bases 61 to 429 code for a protein of 122 amino acids. The transcript has a single exon. Lineage: Eukaryota; Metazoa; Porifera; Homoscleromorpha; Homosclerophorida; Plakinidae. The record is from RefSeq and is a predicted model, not a curated record.
CGCGAUGUAUUUAUAGGCCGGUUGUCACUCUGUCCUCACAGUUCUCAGUAACACAGAGACAUGCCAGCCAAAGUUGCGAGCAAGAAGGGCGAGAAGAAAGCCGGCAAGGCCAAGCCAGCAAGCGAGAAGAAGCGACAUCGUAAACGCAAAGAGACGUUCAGCAUCUACAUCUACAAAGUGCUGAAACAAGUCCAUCCUGACACGGGUAUCAGCUCAAAGGCCAUGAGCAUCAUGAACUCGUUCGUCAACGACAUCUUCGAGCGCAUUGCAGCUGAGGCAAGCCGUCUGGCUCACUACAACAAACGGUCGACCAUCACGAGUCGCGAAAUCCAGACAGCCGUCCGACUUCUGUUGCCCGGUGAACUGGCCAAGCACGCCGUAUCCGAAGGGACGAAGGCGGUGACCAAGUACACCAGCAGCAAGCCCUAGACGGUGAGCGCUUGUCGCUCUUAUAAAACCGGCUUUUUUAAAAGCCACAAACUGUGAUCAGAGAAAGUCGAACUUGCAGACUGGCUACUUGUGUUUAGUUUAAUGUGUACAGAUGAUAAAUCGUAACAGCUGAAGUACACAGCAGCUUUAUUAUUAGAUGUCACUGGUUACACCAUUUUGUAAUGUACUUCCCGCCUCUUUUGAGGUCACGUGAUUUAAUUGAAUUGUAUCAUUGGCCAA